UCAACACAACCAACAAUACUGAUCGAUCAUUCUGGGAGCAUUUAACUCAACUGGAGUUGAGAUAGUCCAACAUGAGAUAGUCACGGGCGUUACGUUUUGAAAAUGCGAUGGGAUCAAGCCAGGGUUAAGUAGGCCUACCGCACUUCUAUCUGAUAUCCAAUGAGAUUGCUUAACCUGGUAGCUUGCGCCCGCCCACUUGCCUUACAGACUGUAUAUAAGUUAUCCAGUGCGUGUCGAAUUGUAUAAAAGAAAACAUUUCGUUACACUCAAGUCGCUAAUCGUAACUACUUAAGGGCCUAUUAAAAUAUAGAUGUAUUCCCAGGCUACGCAUCUCGUUUGUAUACUGCUACUAACUGCAAGCACUCGGGCUUGCUUGCUUAGUGCUUUACCAACAAAUGGGACGGAUCGCGCGCGACGUGAUGGCGGUGAUAACGACUCAAUGCGCCCGAGAGAAGAGCAGAUUGGUAAAGCUCUCGAGAUGGCGACGAAAAGAACGAUAAUGGAAAUGCUGUCGAUCGAUGAAUCGUUUAUCAACGAGUUAAACAGUAUCCCUCUUGAAGAAAUACCAGAAGAUAAAAUGAAAGAAUACGACAAUCUAGUACUACAAAACGAGAUCCAGAGUGGUAAAACAGAUAUUGUUUUCAACAUAUCUGACAAAGGGCAUUCUCCAUCGAUGCUUCCGUCUAAACGAUUAUGGAGAACAGAUGGAUCCACUGAACGGCUCUAUUUUGGCUCUCAUUUUGCAGAAGCACGUGGCAGAAAAAGAAAAUACAGAACCAAAAAGGCUACUCUGACGUUUUUCAUAAAGCCAGUCUCUAGUGUUAGUGCAGAUUCGAUAGAAAUAAAUGUCUUUGAGUUCUUUAACACCAGUCUUACUCGUGGCCACGUAAAGUCACGAACAGUGUCUCUGAACACAAACACCUGGCAAGAGAUAUCUAUCGAUGUGACCGAUCUGGUCGACGAUUGGCUGAAAUUUCCAAGACUGAACUUCGGAAUUGAAAUUGGCACAACAACUGGAGAACCUCUAAACAACUUUUUAAAUAUGUACAGUCGACGAUGGAUACUGAGGAGAAACAAUUCAAACGAUAUACCACAAGGAGCUGAACAUUAUCCCGUAAUAACAGUAGAAUUGCAAAAGCGAGUUAGAUCAACCAGGGACACAAAAAUGGAAAAUGGCAAUUACAAUGGAAUGUGUUCAAAAAACCAAGUUGGUUGCUGUCGUAAAAAUUAUACUAUAGAUUUUAAGAAAAUAGAAAUUGGUAGCUUAGUUCUCCGUCCGAAAUCGGUUAACAUGUUUUAUUGCAGCGGCGCAUGCGCUGAUAAUAAUAUUCAAAUGAAUGAUAUGCAUACAUUAUUUAAGCAUUACGUGCAUUCUAAGUAUCCCCUAGUUAACGGUCCUUGCUGUGUGCCAACCAGAUUUGACGAUCUCCCAGUGAUAAUGCGGAAGUCAGAGACCGCAGUUGAAGUAAUGAUUCUUGAGAAUCUAAUUGCUUUGGAUUGCAAAUGUUCAUGAUAGAGGGCGCUUCGACCGAUAAUAUAAUCAAUUCCUAAUUAGAAAAACACAUUUAAUACACAAUAAUAAUUUAUUUUUAUUUAUUAGGAAGUGUGAUGUUGUAUUUAUCAUGGUGUAUUGUGUGUGUAGAAUUUAACUGAGUUUUAAGAGAAAUUAGAUUAGAUAUUUCGACGAGGCUGAUAAAAUUAUUGGCAAUAAUGUUAUAGGCCAAUUACUGUAUACUGAAGAAUUGUGAAUGUGUAUAUAGGCCAUUUCCAUGUUGAUAGCAACGUUUUGAACAAACCUUUGUAAUGUCACAAGGCAUAACAUUUUACGUUCUAAUAGUAUUUUAAUUUAAGGUAUAAUAAAUAUUUUCGUGUUGCCAUAUAUUUUAUGAUUUCAGCCCAGCUUUUAAACACGUAACACGGACAUAAUAUGUAUAAGUUUAAAAUGAUGAUGAUAAAAUAACAACAUUUAUAAUGAAUAUAAUAACAAUUGUUAUAAUUAAUGAAAAGUUAUAAUAAUACUAUGAUUUGUAAAUAUGAUGACAAAAUUAGUAUUAUUAAGAUUAAUUAUCACUAUGCUAUUUAUUAAUGUUAUUAAACAUUUUAUUAUCACAUGUAAUAUUAUAAUAUACUAUAUUAUUGUGAUAUCCACUAUGUAAAACUAAUUGUAUAAAUUAUAAUUAGUUAUUAUUAAUUUGAUUAUUCAGCAAACAUAUUAUUUGUGAAUUUGUAUCAUCCAAGCCAACAGAGUAUUAUUACAAAAUAUUUACUAUACUGUACUACUGUACCGGUGUACCCCCACCCCCCCUCUAAACGCCUUCCCAUUAUAGAACGCGGUUCUAAUACGUAAUAACACCACAUAAUAUCAAAGAAUUUAAAUACAGUAUUUAUUUGAAAAAAAAUCCCCCCAUUUGAAUAAACGCCCUCUUCAGUAAAAGACCCCUCCAAAGCCUCCCUCGAAAAAAGGCAUCGGGCGUUUAUUUUCUCCUCAAAUAAAUUUCCCUCACCUUCUCUCUUUAAUGACUGUAAACAAAACUAAUGGGCGCAAAAUAAUUCUAAACAAAUUCUUUUAAUGUUUUACUCCAGUAAAAAUUACGUUUUUUUUUUGUUUUAUUUUGGUGGGGGGGGGGGGGUCCAUAAAUCUGUAUGACACAUUUUGACAGUAAUUAUGUGUUGUAGUUCCACAUAUACAGUGCAAUUAAGGGCGGUUUAUUUGGGUAGGUCUACGUAUACGUAUCCAUGUUAUACC
This is a messenger RNA of Anneissia japonica, 2746 nucleotides long. RefSeq names its product growth/differentiation factor 8-like. Gene Ontology annotation, molecular function: cytokine activity; growth factor activity. The record is from RefSeq and is a predicted model, not a curated record. The coding region runs from base 311 to 1513 and encodes 400 amino acids. Gene Ontology annotation, cellular component: extracellular region. The transcript has 2 exons. Lineage: Eukaryota; Metazoa; Echinodermata; Crinoidea; Comatulida; Comatulidae. Gene Ontology annotation, biological process: SMAD protein signal transduction.